Molecule: messenger RNA, 4693 nt
Organism: Anguilla anguilla (European eel)
Lineage: Eukaryota; Metazoa; Chordata; Actinopteri; Anguilliformes; Anguillidae
Gene: inaa
Product: internexin neuronal intermediate filament protein, alpha a
Exons: 3
Coding region: 42-1499 (485 amino acids)
Biological process (GO): intermediate filament organization
Cellular component (GO): intermediate filament; postsynaptic intermediate filament cytoskeleton; cytoplasm
Molecular function (GO): structural constituent of postsynaptic intermediate filament cytoskeleton
Source: RefSeq, a predicted model, not a curated record
UUAGUUUGGGACGGCCCAGGUAUAUAAAGAAGACGGAGAGGAUGCUCACACCCCCAUUAGACGGCAAGAUGAGUUACGGAUCAGAAUACUACAGUGCUUCUUCCUACAGGAAGGUUUUCGGGGACUCCCCUCGCUUCUCGUCCUCUAAAAUGAGUAACCCCGCUUCCUCGCGGAAUUCUUACUCUUCCGGCGGGUAUAGGUCCCAGUCUCUCUCCCGCAUUAACACCUCUUCCCUGGGCUCUUACCGGAGGCCUGGGCGCUCUUCGUACUCGUCGUUUCCGAGCGACACCGUUGAUUUUGCCCAAACCUCACUUCUCAACAAUGAAUUCAAAACCGUUCGAACAAAUGAGAAGGAGCAGAUGCAAGGGCUCAAUGACCGCUUUGCUAUGUUCAUCGAGAAGGUGCGCAAUCUUGAGCAACAGAACAAAGUCCUGGAGACCGAGCUGGUGGCUCUGCGCGGGAGGCAGAACGAACCGUCUCGCAUUGCUGACAUGUACCAGCAGGAGCUCCGGGAUCUACGCUCCCAAAUGGAGGCGUUAAAUAACGAAAAGUCUCAGAUUCUAGUCGAGCGGGACAACGUCGAAGAAGAGCUGCAGAAACUAAGAGCCAAAUAUGAAGACGAGAUAAGGGCUCGAGAAGACGCCGAGCAAACCCUGAAGGCUUUCAAGAAGGACGUGGACGACGCCACGGUAGUCCGACUGGACCUGGAGAAGAAAGUAGAAUCUCUCCUGGAUGAGAUAUCUUUCUUAAGGAAGGUGCACGACGAAGAGGUGACGGAGCUGAUGAACAUGUUGCAUGCGAGCCAGGUGUCGGUUGAGAUGGAAGUAGCCAAACCCGAUCUGACAUCAGCCCUGAAGGAGAUCCGAAGUCAGUACGAGUCGAUGGCAUCAAAGAACCUGGAGUCAGCGGAAGAGUGGUACAAAUCCAAAUUCGAAAAUCUUAACGAGCAGGCGAGUAGGUCCAACGAAGCCAUGCGAGCGAACAGGGAGGAGAUCAACGAAUAUAGGAGGCAGAUGCAGUCCAGGACCAUCGAAAUCGAAAGCCUCAGGGGUACCAACGAAUCUCUGGAACGGCAGCUCGGAGAGAUGGAGGACCGGUACAAUGCCGAGAUCUCCGGUUUGCAGGACACUAUUGGUCAACUAGACAAUGAACUGAGGACGACUAAGGGCGAGAUGGCGCGUCACCUGCGGGAGUACCAGGACUUACUGAAUGUCAAGAUGGCGCUGGACAUCGAGAUUGCAGCCUACAGGAAACUGCUGGAGGGGGAGGAGACUCGUUUCAACACUGGGAUAACCUUCCCCACCUCCAACCCCGGUCUCAACUACAGCUACCAGACCCGCAUUUACAGCGGCUCCUCCAAGGGGGGGAAGAAGGAGGAGAAGGAGGAGGAGGCGCAGGGGAAGUUCAGCAAGGGAGGCAACCCGCGCGAGACCAGCGACGAGGCCAAGAAGGUGGAGAAGAGCGGCUCGGAUUCCUAUUCCUCCGGCCAGAAGAACUGAGCCUUCCCCUCCGCUCUCUGGUCCAUCACUGAGCCUUCAGAGAGCAGCUGUGACCCCGCCCCCUCACUCUUCACCGUCCCGCCUCUGCCUUCCUCUCUGUCUGUCCGUCUGUCUGUCUCCCUUUCUCUCUCUCUGUCCGUCUAUCUCACGUUACGGUCUCUUGGAAAACACAGUUCUGAAAUGUCAUGAAAAGUUCAUUCUUUAGGGCAAGAACACACUCGUUGCACGUCACAACGUGAACCAGUUUACACGCGACUGUUUAACACACUUUACUGCCACAGGGUACAAAUGACUCUUCACACAUUCCACCGGAUGUGUGUGUGUGUGUGUGUGUUUGUGUGUGUGUGCGUGUGUGCGCGUGCGUGUGUGUGUGCGUGUGCAUGUGCGUGUGUGCGUGUGCAUGUGUGUGUGUGUGUGUGAGGGACUUUACACAUACCGUGCAUGCUCGUUUCAGAACGUAUCAGAUCUACAGUUUAUGUCAGCGUAUAUAGGUCCACAAACAGAACCAAAGAAGGUCAUUUGUCUUUUUCAUAGAUAAUUCCAAGAUUACAGCAAGGUUUAAUAAACAGUUUACGUAUCAAAAACAGUCUCUUGAAACCAGCCAUAAACCUUAUCUGUUAGCAAUUCCCUGUUUGGCCAGGUUGCUAAUACUGUAAUAACAGGAAUAUUCAUGUUUUAGAAUAACUUGAAGAGACAGUCAGACACACUCCUUUAGACUGUUCUUGCAGGCUUAUUCUAACCGGCUUUAACACUGUUAAUCUGUCUAGAACACGAGGCCAAAUCAGUCAGCAUUGCAUAUACAAGUUCAUGUUCAGUCCAGCUUUCAAUCUCUCAUUAUUAACGAAGAGACUGCUUUCUUUGGUCCCCAAACGCACAGAUUCAGACUCAGUAUUGUUCUCCAAGAUUGCCCUAGAUGUGUCCCUUGAAAAGAGUUUAAAUGAAAUAUAAUCAGCUGUAAAUUGCAUGUUAUGUAUCUGCUUCAUGUUUGCAUGGUGACUGUCUGCCAGCCAUUUGACUGUUCACAUAUGACACAGGCCUCCUUACUCUCUCCUAUAAUUAGCUGCUGUGUUAUUAUUCAUAGCGAAGCUUAAAGCAGGAAUAUAGAGAUAGAAAUGGUUGUACAGGAGACUGCAGUAGCUAACUGAAUUCUCGUAGUUUUGGAGUCUACAGUACCAUACAUGACACGGUCAUUAAUUAUAGCGGUUGACUCUUUAUGUGUAUAUCAAUGUUUCUCACUGGGGGCACUUGAGGUAGCAUAAUCGUAUCAUACUGAAAUGUAGAUGCUAAAUUGUUCAACAUCAGAAGAGAAGUAAGUCUUGUGAAAAGUGUGUGUCGUUGGCUUUAAGCUUACAUUGCUGAAACGCUUCCCGAUGAAUCGCAAAAGCUGAAACGGUCGAUGUUUAGCACGAAUGCAUGCGCUGACGAACGGGAUGUUUCUCCUUCCCGUCCGUCGAGAUGGCGGCGGAUCGCUCUCACAGAACAGUGUGCGUAGUGACGAUUUAAAUGUGUUUGAGCCUGAGGCACGUUAGCAGCAAUGACCAGCUUCUGUACCGCAUAGCCAAGCCUUAGCGUUUAGCAAGCACAACUGCAUCAUAAUUAUUCCAAUGUGCCACUUAGUUCAGCUUCAACAGUCGACAGGCAGCAGAUGAAUUUUGUGCAAAAGACCUUUUCAGGAGUGAGCCAAGUAUUGUUUUUUUUUUUUUUGCAUAACUGGAAAACUCACAAAAUCUUAUGGUCGGGUACUUUGGAGACAACUUUUCAAAGGACUUAAGAUGGCAUGUAUACAAGCAAGACUUUAGCCUAGAUGUUACAUUACAUUACAGGCAUUUGGCAGACGCUCUUAUCCAGAGCGACUUACACAACUUUUUUUACAUAGCAUUUUACAUUGUAUCCAUUCAUACAGCUGGAUAUAUACUGAAGCAAUUUCGGUUAAGUACCUUGCUCAAGGGUACAACGGCAGUGUCCUUACCCGGGAAUCGAACCUGCGACCUUUCGGUUACGAGCCCAGUUCCUUACCCACUGUGCUACACUCCUUUACCUAGGAUACCUAGCCACCGAGGUGAUGAAGACCCAAUAAGGAUCGUGCAUGAUUGCUCUGCUCUACAGUGGCACUGGAAGCUGGACUAAGCUGCGUAAUCACACCGAAUAGACGGUCCUCAGUCAGCUGAGAGUUGAAGCUCAUUAGCUAAAGAUCUAUGGUAGGGUCACCACCUGCUAGUUCCCAGGUUAAGCAGCCUAUGAAACUAUUCUGUGUGUCAGUCAAUCUACACGCAGGAAACAGUUAUAGUUUCUCUACACAUUAAAGUUCUAGCCAAGCUUUGUGCUGCGGGGCCUACUCAAUUAUACUCCUAUUGGGCCCAUGACCUUCACGUUAUCGCAAUCUAAAAUCUCAUUUUGUGUUGCUUGCAUUGCUGGAUCCAGUAGUACCUGACCCCUCCAGAGUAAGCUGGGAUUGAGAUGCAAUACCCUCAGUGUACGUGCAUGUCAUGCAGUAUGCAGGCCGUGGGACCCCAUAGGGUGCCCACGGGAGGCAUUAAGGGCAGCGCCUGCUCGCUCAUCUCCGUUUCCCGCUGCCCGCUGGGCGAGGCUCGCCCUGCAGUGCGUAAAGCUGCUCGUGCUAACGGAAGGAGCUGAAGACCCCUUCUGUCUGUCUGGCUAGCGCAUGGCUAGCACACCCAGCGCACCAGCGUUGGUGCAUGGAGCAGUCUGGGGCAGCCCGGGGCGUGUCUGUCUAACACCCAGCGCACCAGCGUUGGCGCAUGGAGCAGUCUGGGGCAGCCCGGGGCGUGUCUGACUAACACACCCAGCACACCAGCGUUGAGAGAGGACGUUUCAUCACCCUUCUUCUUCUUUGAAAAAUAAAGCGCUCCGACUACACUGCCAGAAACCUUAAUAAACCACAGAUGACAAGCGGUCAUCUAGCGCAGGUUCCUAAUAACACACCAGACCAACAAAGCCAAUGAAAACAGAGAAUGAAUGUUGUAGGUUGUUGAAAAUGCCUUAAUACCACCAGCAGCUUUCUAACUGUGUGCUUAGCUGGCGGCACUGUCAUGGGAGCUCAUUCUCCUUACUCUCUGUAGGAUUAAGUGUGAUGUAACAUUAGCUUAAAACCAUCCUGAAAAAACAUAGUGAACUGUUUCUCUCCUGUUUCUUCUGAUGUGUGGCACAUAUCAAUAAAACUUGGCACUGACGAA